Molecule: messenger RNA, 2249 nt
Organism: Punica granatum (pomegranate)
Lineage: Eukaryota; Viridiplantae; Streptophyta; Magnoliopsida; Myrtales; Lythraceae
Source: RefSeq, a predicted model, not a curated record
GCUCCCCCGCUUAUAAAUACUUCUGCAGUUCUUCUGCCACCUUCCCACGACACCGCCAUUUCUCCUUUUCGUUACAUUAAAUUAAUAAUCUCUCUCUCUCUCUCUCUCUCUCUCUCUGCAACAAUCAACAGAGGCGACAGUCAUAGUCAAUGGCGACCUCCUCUUCUUUGACCUUUCCCUCCCUUAACCUCCACCAGUUCCCCUCCACCAGCCGGCGCCACAAGCCUCUCCUCCUCCGCCCCGCCGUCACCGCCUCGGUUUCCGAGAGGCCCUCGAUCCCUGCCACCACACCAUCGCAGCCCCGCACCGUAGUCUCCUCCCCGCCGCUGCAGCAAGAGCCUGCCGGCCCGAAGCUCCCGCUUCGCAAGAUCCCCGGGGACUACGGCCUCCCCUUGAUCGGCCCGAUCAAGGAUCGCCAGGACUACUUCUACAACCAGGGCCGGGACGAGUACUUCAAGUCCCGGGCCUUCAAGCACCGGUCCACAGUCUUCCGCGCCAACCUCCCGCCCGGCCCGACCAUCGCCCGCGACCCCCGGGUCAUCGUCCUCCUUGACGGCAAGAGUUUCCCGGUCCUCUUCGAUGUGUCCAAGGUGGAGAAGAAGGACCUCUUCACCGGCACGUUCAUGCCGUCGACCGAACUCACCGGCGGGUAUCGGAUCCUCUCCUACCUCGACCCAUCGGAGCCUAACCACGCCAAGCUCAAGCAGCUCAUGUUCUUCCUCCUCAAGUCCAGCCGCGACCGCGUCAUGCCCGAGUUCCACUCUAGCUACUCCGAGCUCUUCGACUCCCUCGAGGCCGAACUCGCCGCCAAAGGGAAGGCCGCUUUCGGGGAGGCCAACGACAGGGCGGCCUUCAACUUCCUGGCCCGGUCCUUGUACGGUGUUGACCCGGCCAAAACGAAGCUUGGGUCCGACGGGCCGAAGCUGGUUGGGAAGUGGGUUGUGAUCCAGAUCAGCCCGCUCCUCGUCCUUGGCCUGCCGCGGCACCUGGAGGACCUCCUCAUCCACACCUUCCGCCUCCCGCCCUUCCUCGUCAAGAAGGACUACCAGCGCCUCUACGACUUCUUCUACACCUCGGCCGUCCCCAUCCUCGACGAGGCCGAGCGGCUCGGGAUCUCGAGGGAGGAGGCCUGCCACAACCUCAUCUUCGCCACAUGCUUCAACUCCUUCGGCGGGAUGAAGAUCUUGUUCCCCAACGCGGUCAAGUGGAUUGGGCGGGCCGGGGUCGGGCUCCACACCGAGCUCGCCAGGGAGAUCAGGUCCGCCGUCAGAUCCAACGGCGGGAAGAUAACGAUGGCCGCGAUGGAGCAGAUGCCCCUCAUGAAGUCCGUCGUGUACGAGUGUCUCCGGAUCGAGCCCCCGGUGGCCCUCCAAUACGGCAAGGCGAAGCACGACUUCGUGAUCGAGUCCCACGACUCCGCAUUCGAGGUCAAGGAAGGGGAGAUGCUAUUCGGGUACCAACCUUUUGCUACCAAGGACCCCAGGAUAUUCGAGAGGGCGGAGGAGUUCGUGCCCGACCGCUUCUUGGGAGAGGAGGGGGAGAAGAUGCUGAGGCACGUGCUGUGGUCAAACGGGCCCGAGUCCGAGAACCCGACCCUUUCCAACAAGCAGUGCGCCGGGAAGGACUUUGUGGUGCUGGUGGCUCGGUUGCUCGUGGUGGAGCUCUUCCUCCGUUACGAUGCAUUUGAGAUCGAGGUCGGGAAGUCGCCGUUAGGCGCCUCCGUUACCGUAACGUCCCUAAGGAAGGCCACCUUCUGAUGAUGCUAAAUGAUCCCCCAUAUAUAUAUAUAUAUAUCCCUUUUGCUAUACCCUUUUCCCCCAAUGGGCAAAUUUAGGUCUUGGGUAGUAUCAUAUUUUUGAGGGACAGUGGAGAGUGGGGCGCUGGCUGUGUAGGUUGCCAUUUUCUUUUUAAUAUUUUUUCUUUUAACUUGUGCACUCCCUCAAGGUGUAUAAAAAUAAAUUUUGUAGAUUUUCUGUUUCAAGUAGUCAAUUUUUAAAAGGCGGUGAUUUAGGGCAACUUCUUUUUUCGUUUGGGUGGGAGAAUUUUUUUUUUCUUUUUUGCCCUGUCGAAAUUUGACAGUCCAUUUCCUCUAUGAUUACGACGGAUCACUACUCAUACUCAUAGGAACACAAACUUGAAUGAAUGGAUGUAGACUUGCUUGUAUGCUUCUUUUCCUUCAUAAACAAGGCCGUUGGCCAAAAAAAUAAGUUCAUUAAAUCAAAUAGAUGGAACACAACUUCUUAAUUAUA